ACUGGCGGGCGGGAUCCCUCCGCUCUGGGGAGAGCAGCGCUGGACGGUUGAGUUGGGGUGACUGAGAAAAUCCAUCCGCGUCGCCGCCGCUGCCGCCUCCGCCGCGGAGGAAGACAGGACCUCCCGCUCUCCUUUAGCGACCCUUCGCAGAGUCCCACCGCCACAGGCCUCGGGCCAGCGGCGAGGAGCUGCCUCCCCCAGCCCCCGUCCCGCGGCCCCCAGCCGCCCCCAACCCCGCCCCACGGGCCCGGCGCCAUGAGUGAGCUGGAGCAACUGAGACAGGAGGCCGAGCAGCUCCGGAACCAGAUCCGGGAUGCCCGAAAAGCAUGUGGAGAUUCAACACUGACCCAGAUCACAGCUGGGCUGGACCCAGUGGGGAGAAUCCAGAUGAGGACACGGAGGACUCUCCGUGGGCACCUGGCAAAAAUCUAUGCCAUGCACUGGGGGACAGACUCAAGGCUGCUGGUCAGCGCCUCCCAGGAUGGGAAGCUCAUCAUUUGGGACAGCUACACCACCAACAAGGUCCACGCUAUCCCACUGCGCUCCUCUUGGGUCAUGACCUGUGCCUACGCGCCCUCAGGGAACUUUGUGGCCUGUGGGGGAUUGGACAACAUCUGCUCCAUCUACAGCCUCAAGACCCGUGAGGGCAAUGUCAGGGUCAGCCGGGAGCUGCCUGGCCACACUGGCUACCUGUCAUGCUGCCGCUUCCUGGAUGACAACCAAAUCAUCACCAGCUCGGGGGACACCACCUGUGCCCUGUGGGACAUUGAGACUGGCCAGCAGACAGUGGGUUUUGCUGGACACAGUGGGGAUGUAAUGUCCCUGUCGCUGGCCCCCGAUGGCCGCACCUUUGUGUCAGGAGCCUGUGACGCCUCCAUCAAGCUGUGGGACGUGCGAGAUUCGAUGUGCCGACAGACCUUCAUCGGCCACGAAUCCGACAUCAAUGCCGUGGCAUUCUUCCCCAACGGCUACGCCUUCACCACGGGCUCCGAUGAUGCUACGUGCCGCCUCUUUGAUCUGCGGGCCGACCAGGAGCUCCUCAUGUAUUCCCACGACAACAUCAUCUGCGGCAUCACCUCUGUUGCCUUCUCGCGCAGCGGCAGGCUGCUGCUCGCUGGCUAUGAUGACUUCAACUGCAACAUCUGGGAUGCCAUGAAGGGCGACCGUGCAGGUGUCCUCGCAGGCCAUGACAACCGUGUGAGCUGCCUUGGUGUCACUGAUGAUGGCAUGGCUGUGGCCACAGGCUCCUGGGACUCCUUCCUCAAGAUCUGGAACUAACAGCCCCGACCCCAACUGGGCCCAGGCUAGGAGGGGCCCUGCCCAUGCCCACACUACAGGCCGGGAGCUCUGGGGCUGGGUGCACACCGAGCCUCCCCCGCCAGGCCACGGGGCCUUGGGUCCCUGCUCCCCUACCCUGGUUUGGUUCCUCCUGGGGGCCCCACUGUGGUGAUUAAGAUGGGGAUAGAAUGGGGAAGAGGGGCAGAAAGCCCUCACCCUUUUGCUGCCCUGGGGUUGGGGCCUCAUCCCUCUGGAGGGCCAGAGGCAGGAGGUGGAAACUUCAGGGGCUGGCUUUUUUAAAACUUGGUUUAUUUUAAUUUUUAUUAUAUUUUCAGUUUUUCCAUAAAGGAACCAAUUCCAACUCUGAAUCUGGCCUCUACCCUUGCUUGUAUCUUCCUCACUCUAGGUCCCUGUCCCUGAGGGCACACUGGCUGGGGACACGGGGCACCAAAUCCCACUCCUCCUCAGAUGGCAGCUGAGUCACUGGCAGGAGGACCUUCUCUGCCCAGCAGGUCACAGGGGUUCCACACACAGCCCUCCCAUUUCUAGUCUGGCCUGUGGGUCAGCCAACCAGAGGUGCCUGCCCCCUGCCUGUGGCCCUUUCAGUUCCCAGAGUCCCCUUCGUUCAGGAAAAGACUCAGGCAGAAGGGGAGAACACACACCAAGUUUUAUUGGGGGAAGGGGAGUAUUUACAGGGGCAGGUAGAAGAGAGGGGAGUCACAUGGGGGCGGGGAGACUGUGGGUACAAGGCUGACGCCAGGAUACAGAAUGACCCCUGCACCCACCCUAACCCCAGGAAGGGCGGGAGAGCAGCUGGGCCCAGGAAGACGGGCUGGGAAAGGACAGCAAAGGGGCUGAGUCCCUGGGCUGGGGGGCUCAGGGGCUUGUAAACAUUGACCACUCUCAGAAGGGGAUGGGGGUGGGAGAGGGUUCCCCCUACACUUCCUCACAGGGUUAAGGCCUCUCCAGGCUCAAGGGCCCCCUAAAUUCAAAGUCUCUUUAGCUGGGGGGGAGGGGGGAGGAAGAAACGGGGAAGAGUGUCAUCCCCCUGCCCCCUGCAUUGGCUGCGGCAGGGGUGGGGGCAGUUACAUUCAGUCACAACAGUACUCCCCCCACACCUCUAAUGCCGCCAAAUACUGGCUCGAGGAAAGGGGGAGCUGGGGGGCCAGCAGCAGCAAGACAUUUCCCCCUGGCCCAUCACCCCCUUAUUGCUUUAGAGAGAAUAUUGUCUUUUCACGGACGCUAACACUGUUGAAACCAGGGAGAAGCAGGUGGAGGGGAUCCCUCCACCCCCGAGGCCAGCUUUAUCCCCCAACACUGACCCAGUUGCCACUUUGGUGCAAAAAAAAAAAAAAAAAAAAAAAAAA
Sus scrofa (pig) is the source of this 2645-nucleotide messenger RNA. It is a transcript of the gene GNB2, whose product is annotated as G protein subunit beta 2. The record is from RefSeq and is a predicted model, not a curated record. Gene Ontology annotation, biological process: signal transduction. Gene Ontology annotation, molecular function: protein binding. NCBI's taxonomy places the organism in Eukaryota, Metazoa, Chordata, Mammalia, Artiodactyla, Suidae.